AUGGCGGAGACGGGCUCGACGGAGUCUAAGGCCCAGCCUCAGGUCAACCUUGAUGGCCUUGGAAUCUUCUGGAUAGCAUUUGCCCUCUCCUGGACCUUUAUCGUUGCGGGCGGCAUGAUAUUUCUAUGGCGUCGUCGUGACAUGCCUAUCCUGAGGAUACGAGGUCUACCGCUAUCAUUCCUUGCUAUCGCCUUGCUCCAUCUCUACUGGGGCACUGUCCAGGCCGGUUAUUUUUAUUUUCCUCUCACCUCACCCCAGGUUGAGUACUGGAUAAUCAGCAUCUACCUCCCCUGUGGUAUCGCUCUGUUCCACGUCUCUAAUUCCCGAUUUCUCGUUAUUGCUGAAGCCCAGAAGGAACUCCUCACUUCAGAUGCUGCCUCGAUUCGGAGCAAGGGUGGGAACACGAGUUCCCUCAUUUCCCACUUCCGACCUCUCGGCUAUACUAGAAAGAUUCUACUCCUUGUGGGCGCAGGCAUGGGUUUUCAGGUUUUGCUUACGCUCUUUAUGUACCUCAUUUCGCGAAAGUUCCAUCCCUCUUUCGGCAUUCUUGGCACUGAGAUUUCUGGAACUGAAGACGUUCAUAAGUUGCAGAUAAGGAGAGGCUGGGAAUGGUGGCCGUCUAUCUGUUGGCAAUUCUUCUGGACAUGGAUUGUCGCUCCCUAUACUCUCUGGCACGCACGCGGAAUUAAUGAUACGCAAGGGUGGAGAACCCAAACUAUUGCUUGCUGUCUAUCGAGUCUUCAUGCAACCCCUAUGUGGCUUAUUGCUUUAUAUCUCCCUGCUAUGUCGUCGAUUAAUCACAUCUGGGUUCCGCCUCAAUGGAUUGCCAUCUCUAUCAUGGUGCUCGAGAUCUUCACUAUUUUCCUACCCUGCUGGGAGCAACUGAAAGUGGCCAGACCAUCACUGAGCGCAUGGUCCAAGGAUGACCCUAUCAAGGGUAACACCAGCGAGAUUCUCCUCACCAUGGAAGCUCUCGAGUGUGUCCUCUGGCGAAACCCCAGGCCACUUCAGGAGUUCUCUGCCCUUCGUGAUCUCUCUGGAGAGAAUAUCGCCUUCUUAGGAGCCGUCGCUGACUGGAAAUCUUCGCUCCCUCCGGCAAUUCGUAGCCCAGAGGAGAUUAAACUUAACGUGGUUCAAGAACUUCUCUGCGAACGAUUCAAUAGCGCUCUUCAAAUCUACGUCGACUUUAUUAGCUCCCGCAGUGCCGAGUUUCAAAUCUACCUUUCCUCACAGGACCUCAAGAGGCUCGAGUUUAUUUUCGAGCCAUAUGCCUGCAUUCUCUCUGGCGAUAAGCGCAAUGUUGAUCCCGCUCCGCCUUUUGGGCCCUUCGCCAUGACCACCAAGGCCAAGACGUCUUCCGCAUCGCCUCACGGUUUUCAGACUGGUAUCAUGACCGGGUCAAUCAAUGAGACGGACGGAAUGGAAGACAAGACCGUCUGCUGGGAUGACAUCCCCGACGGCUUUGAUGCCACCAUUUUUGAUAACGCUGAAGCAAGCAUCAAGUAUUUUGUCUGGACCAACACUUGGCCAAAGUUUGUUAAGCAACGACGAUUCUUGAUCAACUCGAACGAUAACAUUGAGUCAGGAAAUGCCGUUGCUCUACCCGUUGAGCAUGGUUAUGAGUUUAGGGGGUCUUGGUGA
Molecule: messenger RNA, 1641 nt
Organism: Fusarium falciforme
Lineage: Eukaryota; Fungi; Ascomycota; Sordariomycetes; Hypocreales; Nectriaceae
Exons: 6
Coding region: 1-1641 (546 amino acids)
Source: RefSeq, a predicted model, not a curated record